AUGCUAUCAUAUGCUAAUAAGCCGAGGUCAAAGCAAAGUGAUAUUCGAAAUGAAUUAAAUGAGAUUAAAAUGAUUUGUGCACAUCAUAAAGCAUUAUGUCAAAGUUUCAUGCAGUGGAAAGUUGACAUUGAUGAAAAUGAUGCGCAAUUGAAAAUUUUAAAUGAAGCAGCUAUGUCACUUCGUAAACGGCAUGAAAACAUUGUGGCGCAGUUGUCCAAUGGACCAGUAGAUGGUAAAACAGUGAUACAGUUAGAAAAUGAAAUUAGAAAAAUCGAAGCACAGGUAAAUAUGUGGAUACGAGAAUUAGCUGAAAUUAAUAAAGCACGAACUAAACUUGAGAUAGAGUUUGUAUAUCUACGAUCAAAUAUACGCUUGAAUACGGUAAAUAUUGAAGUGGCAAACGUGGAUAUUAAUCGAAUUGAAUUAAAUCAUCGCCAAAUGUGGAACAAUUUCUUGUAUAAUAAUGAUAACAAUGAUAACGAGCUUAUCAGUAAUGAUAAUAAUAACUAA
Messenger RNA from Brugia malayi, 510 nucleotides. RefSeq lists its product as uncharacterized. The transcript has 5 exons. The coding region runs from base 1 to 510 and encodes 169 amino acids. Lineage: Eukaryota; Metazoa; Nematoda; Chromadorea; Rhabditida; Onchocercidae. The record is from RefSeq and is a predicted model, not a curated record.